AUGAACUUCUUGAGAAAUACCUUGAGUGGCAGUGGCAAUGGAAGUGGCAAUGGAGGUGGCAUUGGAAGUCCCAAUAAUAAUAUUAGUAUUAAUGGUCCAAUGGGAGUCAAUAGUAAUGCAAUUGGUAGUCCUUCAUAUGUACCUACAUCACCAACAACAACUACAACAACUACUACUACUUCUACUUCUACAUCUGCGAAUGGAGUCCAGAAGAAGAAUAAGAAGGACUUUGAACUUGAUGAGUUUGAUCCAUAUGCCAGACAUUCUACAUCUCCUCCCUCUACAUCAUCAACAACAAACAACAACACAACAUCAUCAAACAUAUUCAACUCUCCAUUCUCAAUGGCCUCAGAGUAUCAAGAGUUGGAAGAAGAUGAUUACAUGUCACCACAACAACAAUCACAACAAUCACAAUCACAACAACAAGAUAGUAUUGAGGAUGACUUGCAGAGUCUUGACUUGGGAGGUGAUAAACACCAAGCUGGUGAACAACUACGUCCAAUGCAGAAGUUCAAGCCAAUGGUGGUGAGCGAUCCUCAACAACAGCAACAACAACACAGUCAGUCUGUCGACGACAUGUUCCAGAGUAUCGACCUGUUCAGUGCCAGUCGCAAUACACAACCAACCAACGCGUUUGAACAGUUGUUCAUGUAUGGCAACAGGGACUACCUUCUGGCCAAGCAGAAGCAGGAACAGCAAGAGCAAGAGCUACAACAAAAGAUGUCACCGCAGCAGUCAGAACAACAACAACAGCAACAACUUCAACCAAUCUCCGUCCCAAAGAUUGAGAAGCAAGACUUGAUCGCGCCAAAGCCAUUCGAUAUGAAGGCCAUCGAGCGUAUUAUCAACGGCUUGAAGGAGACGACGAUGUUGCAUCAUGAGACGCAGUCAGAGAAGACGAUAAACGAGGAGGCGAUCAGGAGUCUGUACAGACGUCUGUGGUCCGUGGUCGAGGAGCCAAUCACAGUCAACGACCACUGUCCCUGCGGCAACCUCUGCACCCACAAGUACAAGAACCAGGUCAAUCGACUCAACAUUGAUGCGGCCAAGCAGCUAGAGACGCUGCUCAAACAGAACCAUCACUACAACACGACACAGUUCAUCGGCAGUCUGUUCCAGCAGACGCUCAACGAGCUGCGUUUGGCCGUCGCAGUCUACUCUAACAUCGCCACUGGCGACACACACCCAGCCAGUGUCAUUUCGCAGAUGUUGGUGCAUCUCACGGCUGCUUUCAAGGACACCAAGCCACCACAAUCAGUCAUCACUCUGCUGAUGCAUCUGCACCAGACUCUUGUGACCAAGCUUGAGAACUCACCCGCUCGCAGGCCCGUCCACAAGGUUGUGGAGAUCGACUUCUUUGAGGAGGGCGAGCCAGAGACACCGGGCGAACGAGCCAGUGAAGACGACAUCAAGGGUGUCGAGAUCCUCUCGACGUUGAACCGCGAGAUGACCUUCAACUUCAACGAGGAGUUCCUGUCGUGGGGAUACAUGCUGGUGCAUCCAAGUGCAGAGGAUCUCUUCCAGAAUGACUGGAUGCUCAAGCUGUUCCACGUUGAGCAGCUGGCCGCUGGUAGACAGCAGGAGAUUGCUUAUCUCAAGGAAGAGACAUAUGUCAACCUGCUGCUACAGAUCGACUUCUCCAACUUCCGCAACCUCAUCAACUACUCCAACCUCAACAUCCAAGACAAGUUAUUACUGCCCCUCCAGAAGGGUCUCGAGAUGUCCAUCCAGCUCAAGAUGACCAAGCUCUCAAUUGCCAUCGGCAAGAUCGUCUGUUUGAUUGGAUUCUACUUCCCAAGCGAAGUGGAGAACUGUAUAACGAUACUUUACAAGACUAUAUGGCCAUCACAGUUGAUCAGUUGUACGAUGAUGCCAUUCUUUAAUUGGAGCGCACUCAAUGGACCAUGCUUGACCAACCUCUUCACCGACUUGUAUCAGUUGACAAUGACACCGCUCGAGUACUCCAAGCUGCAGGACUCAGCAAAGUACCAGUCGCGAUACCAAUUUGUAUACACACUCUUCUCGUACCAGCCCGUGGUCACCACGAUCUACGUGGCCGACCCCGCCGUCUCAACGGCCAACUCCAACGGCAUCAAGUUCCCACAGCUGCUGGCGCUGCGCCGCAUCGCCCAGCACGCAUCCACCGACAAGAGCGGCCUGCUGUUGGACGGCGGAACGAUCUACCAUUUGUCGCGUCUCAUCAUGGACGAGCUGUUCUACUUUGCCUUCAUCUUCAAGGUGCCCGCCAACAUGGUGGUCGACGCCACGCUCUUCCAGAACUUCAAGUCAGAGAUCUAUACACACAUCUUUACACUGAUGCAGACGAUGCCGCACCUGGUCAACCGCUUCAUGUACAACAUCGCACAACAGCUGCUCUACAUUGAUGCCGAGUCGUUCACGGCAUUCAUCGAGCCGCGCGCCAACUCACCCCUCUACUUCUGGGACAUGAGCGGCGACGGCAUCUCGUGGCUGGGCUUUGUGCUCUGUCAGCGACUGUUACCCAUCAUCGAUGAGGCCGAGUUCAUCGAGCAGCAUCAAUCGAUCAUACAGCAGUUCAUCAUCGACCCGCCCCCCUACGAGAUCGCACCCAACCACAUGCAGCACGCCACAAACAUCGUGUUCAAGGUGCUGCUCAAUGUCAACUGGGACAAGGUCACGCCGCUGGCGCGUCUCAAGACCAUUCUCGUGCUGAUUGGCGCGCGCAAGUACGUUGGCAACAUGUGGAUCUCAUUCUUCCUCAAUCACAGUCGUCUGCUACUCUGUCGCGAACUUAACAAGACAUUCAUUCGUGCCAUCCUCAAUGUGAACCCGCGCACAAUCUUCCACUUCAACGACAACAUGAUGUUUGUGUACAUUCAGGUCAUGCUCACGCUCAAUCAAUGCAUGUGUGAGCCUGUCCACUCGAUUGGCUCGAGUGCGCAGCUGGCCGAGCAGUUUGUUCGCAUUCAAUCACUACCAGUCAACUACGAGAUGUUGUCAUCAUUGAUGUGCUUCUUGGUGUUCAUACUCAAGGAUGAGCCGGGUCGCUUCGAUCGCGAGCUCCUCACCCUCUACUCCAACAUCACACAGAACCGCAACCAAUACACGGCCAACCUCAACGUCAUCCUACUCUUCCUCAAGCCCUGGUUCACCACCUCCAUGGACUGGCACCCUCAGCUGCUCGCUCAUUGGGUACAUAUACUCAAACAGAACAUGACUGACGAGGAGAAUGUGACCAUUCUCAACUACCUUGCAUGUGGAUCAUUCCUCAAGAACUAUGGCACUGAGUUUGAGGACUUGUUCGCAACACAGACAUCCUACAACCUCAAGGGAAUCCAGAAGUUGUCCAUAAAGAGACCAUGGAUCGCAUACUUCUUGGCAGUCAAUCAGAUAAAGACAAAGAAGGGUACUCAAUCCAAGUUGAAGGAGUCGAUGCAGUUCUUUAAAGAGUUGGCAAUGGAUCUUAAAGGCGACCCCGUCUCACUGAUCUUUUGGGAGCAAUUCUGGAUACUCUACUAUGACCUGGUCAUGGGCUACCAGACCGACCCUCUCUCACAAGAGGCAAAGAACGAGAUAUAUCAAUGUGUCAGCAUCUACAACGUCAAACAGCAGAUGCCACCUGUGGUCAAGCGCAUCUACGAGACAUUCACCACCUGGAACAAGGAGAGCAUCCUGCCGAUCAACGGCCGCAUGCUCAGUCUAGAGAACCACGAGUUGUGGCGCGUCUACUCGUCGACGGCCAUGUGGAUCUUCAAGAAGACCGAGGACAAGCUCUACUAUGAGAACAACCAGCGCAACUGGCUCAACAGCCUCACGAGCGACAUUAACCCCGAGGUGCUUGUCAAGCAGUUGGCGAUCGCGCCACGUCAGCUCGAGCUGUACACCACCGAGCAGAAGAAGUACCAGAGCUACGAGGACUACUUUAACGAGGCGGCGCACGCCAUCCUCAAAUCCACGGUGGUCGAGUCGAUCAAGAUGUUCAACGACCUCAAGAUUUACCUGGGCCACAGCAAGCGCCUGUCACAGGAUAUCAUGGAGGACGACCGUCUGUUCCUCGAGCUCAGCCAGACGAUGCACGCCACCAAGCAGACCAAGAGCAGCGUGGUACUCAAGUGCAAGGCCAGCCGCUGUCUGGGCAUCACUGUGCCACUCGAGCUUAAGAAGUCAGCGCCCAACAACCAGGUGACCGAUCUGAUCAAGGAGAACCGUCGUCGGUUCAACGAGCACUUCUACGCUCUGUUUGAGCGUGUCUACCAGAUGGCCAUCCUGGCGCUCACCCUCGAGGACAGCCGUCUGCACGACCUCUACUUCCGCAAGGAGGACCUCUUCGCCACGAUCGUUCAGAUCUCGGCUGAGCACGGAGCUGAGACAGUCACCGAGACGAUCAUCUACGCGCUCACUGAGAUCGCCUACAGGAUUGGCUGCGACAUCCUCGAGAAAGACCCCUCGAACCAGGCAUUCCUGCUCAAUAUCUUCCUGCCACAGUUUCACGAGCCGCUCAGCGCCGAUCCAUCCGAGGAGCGUGGCCAGCGUCGCGCCCUCAUCACAGACUACUCAUUGUUCCUUCGUCUGUUCUCACCAACGACCGUUGUCGACCUUGGCAAGUACCUGGAGUACCUCGAACAAUGUGUGUCCAACACAAACAUCAUCGUGCAACAGCGAAGAUCAUUGUUUGAGUCGUUCAAGAUUGAACAGCGCAUCCAGCCCAUCGUGCAGAUGCCCGGAGGCAAGGAGCGCCUGUUUGCUCUGCUGCCCGCCAUCGUGUCGACUAACGCUCUCGAGCCUGCCGCCGUUGUCAUCAACUCGCUACUCUUUGUUGACUCAACCUACCUGAUCAACACGACAAUGACCCUGGUCAAGGGCUACGCAAGCAAUGAGCUGGCCGAGCGCAUCUAUGGCAAGGGCAAGCAGUUCUACGAGUUCCUCAAAUCCAUCAAACCAGAGCAACAACAGCUGAUCGUGCAGACCCUGGUCGAGAAGGUGUCAGACAUCAAGUCGCCCACGGGCCUGGCCAUUGUGUCUCACUUGGUCUUCUACGAGUUCCUCACCAAGCCAUUUGUCCAGUCACUCCUGGCCAAGAUCCGAUUGAUCUACAUCCAGGCCGUGCGUCCAAAUGAGCGUGGCAUUCUCCUUACCGACAGCGAGUUUGAACAGUCGAUCCGCUUCUUCACUGAGCUCAUCGCGCUGAUCCCUCGCAGCAUCAACAUGGUGUGGGAGGUGUUCUUCUAUGGCUACAUCCCAUUGUUGGACAAGUAUCGCAAGCAGGGCGUCAAGAAGGACUACUCGGCCAACAUCGUCGCGAUGAUGGGUGAGCUCGUGGCCGAGGGACACCUCGAAUUCGCCACCUUCCACAUCCAACCCAACGACAUUCUCGAGCAGAUGUGCAAUGUGAUCACUCAGACAGAGUAUGGCGAGAUCGUCGUGGCACUAUUCUCCAUCCUCGACUGGGAGAUCCUGCGAACGAUGCCCAAGAUACCCGACCACAUCGCGCUACACUAUCUCAAGCUAUGCAUCUAUAUCACAAUACUCAAUGGCACAUCGAUCUUGGCACCCGAACUCGGUCUGUCUCUGGCCAAUGAGGGCUCACUUGACUGGUUCAAGUGUGGCGAUCUCAGUGAUGCGAGCAUAGUAUUUGAUGGCUUGGCACUUGUCAACAUGAUCAAGUGUCCAUCACUCAAUCGCAAUCCAACCACACAGAUCAUUGACGCACUAUCUUUGGUCAAGGACAUCACGCUCUAUUUGGACAACUACAACCUGGCCGUUGCACUAUCAUUGGAGAUUAGAUCAUUAUUAUAUCUCACAGCAAUCAAUCAGAAUGGCAGAUACUGGUACAUGCCCCAUCAACAACAGUUCCAAUUGGUUCAGACUAUGUUGUUGCCAUUGAUCAGAUCACUGGCUGAGAACAAGGACGCCAAGGACACUGAGCAGUCGGGUACACAGCAGAGAAUGAAGAACAUAUUGAAGACUAUGUUGUCUUGUCUGGACUAUGACCCAUCGAGCAAGGCCAUCAGCUGUAAAGCACUUGGCUUUGCAACUGACCCAUUGCCACAGGAGAAUCUGAACAAGGAUCUCUACAACAAGGUGCAGACCCUCAUACUCAAUUUCUGCUCGACGCUCACCAGCAACCUCUGUAUCCAGCUGAUGCCCAUCACUCACAUUGCACUGCAAGGUAGCAGUUUCUGUCUUGUCCUCGAGGCCAUCCUACACUCAUUCCUACAAGAUGAGAACACUCAAGUGUCCACACUCAUCAACAAGUAUCUAGUGUUCACUGAUGCCGAGUCCAUCAUAACCAAAUCAAUCCAGAACAACUGUCCAUUGACACUGUACAUUGUAGUCCUGCAACAAAUCAAGUCGAAGACACUGGACUCCAAUCAGUUGCUGGAGCUCAUAUCAAACAUUAACUUCCAACACAACAGGGAGUAUGAGUUGUGGAUUGUUUGGAUACUGAUCAUCAAGAUGGUCAGGAACAAUGAUAUCAAUCUCAAGAACAAGCCCACCGUCCAGAAGCUUGCCGUCGUCAAAUCCUGGAUUCAAUCAUUCAAUGGUACCACCAACCCAAUCGUGUCUCUAUUCUCCAAGAACAAGAGCAUCAUUCCCCAGACACAUCUCGCCUCCCGAGCCUGUCUAGUAUUCCUUCAGAAGGUCAUUGUACAGCAACAAGGUAAAUCAAAGGAAGAUGAACAACUGUUAUCAUCAACAUUGGAGGGACUUGUGGAUUUGAGGAAGAAGACGGAUAACUACAAGUCGUUCGAUUCAUUCUUUGUCCAGAUCGACAACUUUAUGUCACCAAUAUGUGAGGUGGAUGACUUCUGUCUGAUACUCAUCCAGACACUUGUACCAUUCGCUUCAUAUCUCUCCAACCUUAUGAAAUACGAACCAUAA
This is a messenger RNA of Acytostelium subglobosum LB1, 6861 nucleotides long. RefSeq lists its product as hypothetical. The transcript has 7 exons. NCBI's taxonomy places the organism in Eukaryota, Evosea, Eumycetozoa, Acytosteliales, Acytosteliaceae. The record is from RefSeq and is a predicted model, not a curated record. The coding region runs from base 1 to 6861 and encodes 2286 amino acids.